This is a messenger RNA of Eucalyptus grandis, 1770 nucleotides long. Its product is annotated as serine/threonine-protein kinase OXI1. Gene Ontology annotation, biological process: protein phosphorylation. The coding region runs from base 153 to 1568 and encodes 471 amino acids. The record is from RefSeq and is a predicted model, not a curated record. Gene Ontology annotation, cellular component: plasma membrane; cytoplasm; nucleus. NCBI's taxonomy places the organism in Eukaryota, Viridiplantae, Streptophyta, Magnoliopsida, Myrtales, Myrtaceae. The transcript is spliced from 2 exons. Gene Ontology annotation, molecular function: ATP binding; protein serine/threonine kinase activity.
GCGGAGCCGCCCCAGGAGGGAGCGAGCAGUUUUCCUACCGACUCUCCAGGAUCCACCUGAGACUGACCGACCCGACCCGACCCGACCCGGGCAGGCCGAAGAAUCGAGAGCUGAGGACUAUUGACCGGAGCCUCCCGCCGGCGAGUUCUGUCAUGGGCGGCGACACGGCGGCGGCGGAGGUGGGGGGCCGCCAGGUGCCCGCGGUGAGCCUGGAGGGCCUGGAGGUGGUCUCCGCCCUGGGGCGCGGGGCCAAGGGGGUGGUGUUCCUGGUCCGGGACGAGGACCUGGACCAGGCCUGGGCGCUGAAGGUGAUACUGAGGGACAACCUCGAGAAGAAGAGCGACAAGGCGGCGGCGAAGGCCGGCGGCGGCCGCGGGGGCAGCGGCGGCAGCGAGGGCGGCGACGAGUACCGGCGGAUCGCUUUCGAGCAGGAGGUCCUGGGGCAGUUCGAUCACCCGCUGCUCCCGAAGCUCCGCGCCGUCGUGUCGGAGGAGACGGAGAAGAUCCUCGGCUACGCCAUCGAUUACUGCCCCGGCCGCGACCUCAACUCUCUCCGGAAGAAGCAGACCGAGAAGAUGUUCUCCGAUGAAAUCAUCAGGUUCUACGCGGCGGAAUUGGUUCUGGCGCUCGAGUACUUGCACGGCCUGGGGAUCGUGUACAGGGACCUGAAGCCAGAGAACGUGAUGAUCCAGGAGGACGGCCACAUAAUGCUCGUCGACUUCGACCUCUCCACUAAGCUAUCUUCCGAAUCCGCUCAAUGCUCUCCGAUCGUCCCCGACCCAGCGCCCAAGCCCAAGCCGCAGGCGGCGAAGCCCAGGAGGCGAUUCUCUCCGUUCCCGGGAUGCUGCGGCUCGGGGAUCUCGCCGGAAUACUCCUCGUCCCGCUCGAGCAGGCCCGGCCCAAACUCCAUUUUCCCGGCCGCGCCGGGGCCCCUGCCUGCGGCGGGGUCGGGGUCGGGGGGGAAGUCCAACUCGUUCGUCGGGACGGAGGAGUACGUGGCGCCGGAGAUCAUCCUGGGCGACGGCCACGAUUUCGCCGUGGACUGGUGGUCGCUGGGGAUCUUCCUCCACGAGAUGCUGUACGGGACCACCCCGUUCCGCGGGUCGAACCGGAAGGAGACCUUCUACCGGGUCCUGACCAAGGAGCCCGAGCUGGUGGGCGAGGCCACGCCGCUGCGGGACCUGAUCAGGAGGCUGCUCGAGAAGGACCCGAGGCAGCGGAUCGGGCCGGAGGGGAUCAAGGCCCACGAGUUCUUCCGCGGGGUGAGGUGGGACACGGUGCUGCGGAUCCAGCGGCCGCCGUACGUCCCGCCGCCAGCGGAGGAGCUCGAGGCGGCGAGGAGGAGGGACGGCGGCGGCGGCAGGAAGAAGGUCCCGUUCGACGUGGUGGCGUUCGUGGAGGGAAUAUUCAGGAGCGGAGGAGAGGGCGAGAGGAAUAAAGAAGGCGGCGAGGAUAAGGGAAAGGACGGCGACGACGGAGGGAAUAAGGAUGAUCAUGCGAACAAGCGGGCUUGGGUGGAGGAGCUGAACGAGCAUCCCUCCAAGCCUAAUGAUUUCUUGGAUUUCUAACUUUAGGACAUAUUCUUUUCUUUUUUCUUUUUUUGAAUUAUAUGGGCAAUGUGUAUAUAUCAUGUUGAUCCACAGGACGAUUUUGAGUUCAAUUUUUUAUUUGCCGAAUUGGAAUCGGUGUCUUUUUUUAUAAACAAGAUUCUCCAAUCUAUAAUGUCUUUGAAAGUAGUCAGUAAUAAUAGCGAUUGACUCAAAUUGCAUG